Molecule: messenger RNA, 712 nt
Organism: Bactrocera neohumeralis
Lineage: Eukaryota; Metazoa; Arthropoda; Insecta; Diptera; Tephritidae
Exons: 3
Coding region: 261-608 (115 amino acids)
Source: RefSeq, a predicted model, not a curated record
GCUUAAAGCGUUCAGUCGCGAAAAUAACGUCGCAGAGCGAAGUGUACGCGCCUGCUUAAAGUGUUUGGAUAGUUUUUUGAGACCAUUUCGAAGGUGUGAGAAGUGGAAAAUCGCAAACGCUUGAAAACAAUAAUUAAAAAAAUACAACAAAUAGCGAAAAUAGUCGAAAGAGAAUUCGAAAAAGUUAUAAAUAUAUAGUGAUAGUAUCAAAUAAUUGCCGAUAAAUCGUUUUGCUGAAAAUAAUUUGCUCAUUAAAAGUCAUGCAAGCCACUUUGCUGUGCUUUUUGUUGUUGGGUGUUUUGGCCUGUCAUAGCGUUUCGGGGGAUUUACGCUACCGCGGCAAUGCAGUACAUCCAGAUUACCCUGGUCAAUGCUACUACGAGGAACUGCGCCAACCGAUACCCACGAAUCAGUCUUACAAACCGAUAAACCGUGAUGGUCGUUGCGAAUCGAUUUUCUGUCGCAAAGACUUUGUGCUCGAAAUUCGAUACUGCGGCCGUCACAACCUGCAGCCAAACGCGACUUGCGGCAUCGAAUCGGAUAUGCGGCGCGCAUAUCCAGCUUGUUGUCCGCGCUUAGUGUGUCAAACCGACAGCAAUUUCAUUUAAUUUUUUAAUUGCGACUUAAUUGCUGAAACUUAAUUCUUUCAAUUAUCAAUUGACUUUGUUGUUAUUAUUGUUUUAAAUAGAUUGUCACGUUUACAAACACAAUA